UUUAAAGAUAAAUGCAAUAAACAAAUAGUUUGAUUUUUGGCCCCUGGAUGUGCGAUGUUUGUUUAUUUUUUGUUUUUUGAUAUCUAAUUAAGAAACCAUGCCAGCUCUUGACAUUCACGGUAUUAAGGUGGAAUUUCCAUUCACCGCUUACGAGGUGCAGAAGUCGUACAUGACAAAAGUUAUUCAAGCCUUAAACACACAUCAGAAUGCUGCUCUUGAAUCUCCAACUGGUACCGGGAAAACACUUUGCUUGCUUUGUUCUACAUUAGCAUGGAGGAGGCAACAUUUAAAUGAGUUGAAGAAACAUACCAAUCCUGUAUCACAGGAGGACGCCUGGUCUUCAUCAGAAAAGUCAAAGGAUUCAGCGAUUCCAGCUCCCAAAAUAAUUUAUGCUUCAAGAACACAUUCACAAAUUUCUCAAGUUGUAAAAGAGCUGAAACGAACAGAUUAUGGAAAAGAUAUAACCAUCAGCAUACUUGGAUCACGGGAACAGAUGUGUAUCCAUCCUGAGGUUUCCAAACAAACAAGCAACCAAGCCAUGGUCCACAUGUGCAGGGGAAAGAUAAACAAACACACUUGUCAGUUUUAUAACAAUGUUGAAGAUGCAAAAAAGAACAACAUUUUUACAACUAAAGUGAUGGAUAUUGAAGAGCUCGUAACAGUCGGCAAAUCAAGAACUGUUUGUCCUUAUUACUCCGAACGUGAAGUAUCAAAACAAAACGAGUGUGGUAUUAUUUUCACUCCAUAUAAUUAUCUCCUGGAUCGAAAAUCACGAGCCACCAACAAUCUUGAAAUUCGAGGGAAUAUCGUUAUUUUUGACGAAGCUCAUAAUCUUGAAAAGUUAUGCGAAGAGUCGACCUCAUUUGACCUCACAUCUCUGGAGGUUGCGAAGUGCAUAGAAGAGGUUGGUGAUGUCCUUGAUGCUGCCACGAAAUUCGAAGAGUCAGGAACAGUUGCUGACGGUCACGAAAACGGAGAGUCUUUAUCUUUGAGUGAAUUUAAAAGUCAAGACCUUGCAAUAAUGAAGUCAGUUUUUAUCGCCCUUGAAAAACUUUUGGAUCAAGUUGAGUUAAAUAAAGAUACCAAGAGUCGAUCAGAGCCAGGAAAGUUCAUGUUCGAAUUUCUCUCCAAAAUUAACCUCACAGAAUCUACUUAUCAAAUAAUGCUUGAUGUUGUGGAUAAAAUAAGCACCUAUCUGUCUACUUUGAGCAACUCGCUUCGUAUACGAGGUGCUGCCUUACAGAAAUUCUCCGAAAUUGUUAAAGUUGCAUUUUCUUGGAUGGAAGAUGAAACAAAAGGUCACAUGACCCGAGCUCAGCGAAUGCAAGAGCUAUGCAUGUGUUAUCGUGUGCAUAUAUGUGAGAACGCUGAAACUGGAAAGUCAACUGAUGUCUGGAAAAGAUCUGCCAAUACUUCUUCUAAACCAGGUCGCACAAUAUCAUUCUGGUGUUUCAGUCCUGGUUACGCGAUGACCAAUUUGGUAAAAUGUGGGGUUCGAAAUCUUAUUUUAACCAGCGGGACUUUAUCUCCGCUGGAAUCUUUCACCAGUGAACUACAAAUAGAUUUUCCGAUCACGCUGGAAAAUGAUCACGUUAUAGACAAACACCAAGUGUUUGUGAUCACAUUAACUCAUGGGAAAAAGGGAGGUUUAUUAAAUUCAACAUUCAAGACCAGAAAGGAUGUGAACCAAGUGCAAGAACUCGGACUUACAGUUGCUGACAUGAUCGCUGCAGCACCAGGGGGCGCUCUUGUGUUCUUUCCUUCGUAUUCUGCGAUGGCUGAAUAUUUGACAAUAUGGAAAGAAAACUCUAACGUAAUGACGCUUGUGGAAAAAGUAAAACCCUGCACUGUUGAACCCAAGAAUAAACAUGAGCUAAGAACUGCAAUUGACAAAUAUUAUACAGACGUCAACACUGGGGGAGGAACUUUUCUUGCUGUUUGUCGAGGCAAAGUUUCAGAAGGACUUGAUUUUUCUGACGAUAACGGACGAACAGUGAUCAUCGUUGGAAUCCCGUAUCCUCCUGCUUUUGAUCCGAGAAUUAAGAUGAAGAUGGCUUUCCUGGAUGACCUCAGGACCAAAGGAGCAACAAGUUUACUGACUGGUAGGGAAUGGUACAGACAACAAGCUUGCAGAGCUGUCAAUCAAGCUAUUGGAAGAGUCAUUCGACAUAGAUAUGAUUAUGGGGCAAUUGUUUUAUGCGAUCAUAGAUACGCAGGCAGAGAUCAACUAAGUGAGCUUCCAAAGUGGGUUCAACCUCACGUAGUUAAAUUCAACAACGCAGCUAAAUGCAUCAGAAGACUUCGUUCUUUCUUUUGCUCCGUCAACGAAAAGGAAAAAAAUCGUUUAAAGGAAGCUUAUGAAUAUUGUGAGUUUGACAACAAAGCCGAAACUUCUUCAUGUAAAAAUCUUUCCCCAAAAUCUGAUAUCGCAACAAAUGUAAAAACUUUAAAUUCAAAUAAAAGAGCCAAGGUGUGCAUCAAGUACAGUGAAAGUGACCAACACAAUAAUUAUGACAUGUAUAUGUCCCCUGUUUCAAUUUCUCAGCCUACCUCAACGAAAAAAAGGAAAAUUUCCUCCACAGAAAAAAGUGGCCCUGCCAAACAGAAGAAAAGUUUGCUUGAUGCUUUGGAUAAUAUUGUGAGCGAUGAUGAAGAAAUUUCGGAUGAAAAUAAUUCUGCCCAAAAUAAUAUGCCCACUGCCACUACAAUACCUGACAUAAGGAAAUUUAAACAAAGGAAAAAGAUCAUUGUAAAGAAAAAAGGAACAGAGUUUAAAACGUCAAAAGAAAAUACAAAACAAGAUUCUUCGAACAACUCAAAACAAGCAUUAGGUUUUGAUAGCACACGUUUGACAAGCGGGCCAUACCAGUAUUACAUUGAAUGCACCAAAUCAACACUAAGCACUCCAUUAUAUCUUGAGUUUAAAAAAGCUGCACGAGAUUAUACAAAGAAUGGUGACGUUGAAACGGUGUUUAAUUCCCUGCACGAUGUAUUCAUGGUGGUUGGCUCGCAGCACCCAGAGUUGUUAAGCAGCUUCGUUCGCUUCAUACGAGCCGAACAUCGGGCCCAAUACACCAAGCUAUGUUCAGCGCGGACAAAACAAAGCUCAGAUACACCGGUGUAACAACGGCUGGCGUGUAGAGGGCCUGUUCGAGUUGCUGAGGCUGCGAAGACCUGUCCAAUCGCACACGGGCAACUUAGCGUCGCUGGGUGUACGGUUUCCAUUAUGUCAGUUGGACCAAUUCAAAGCGAGCGAUUGAAAAUCGUUCGGAAUCCAACGACACCUGAUAUAGCUUGUGUACCGGGUUUCAUAAGCGCAUUCUAAAUAAAAAUAUUCCUCGAAGAAUAAA
This is a messenger RNA of Ciona intestinalis (vase tunicate), 3350 nucleotides long. The record is from RefSeq and is a predicted model, not a curated record. NCBI's taxonomy places the organism in Eukaryota, Metazoa, Chordata, Ascidiacea, Phlebobranchia, Cionidae.